GGUCUGGCCCGCCCCCGGCUGGCACUCGCAGCAGUCCCCAGGACCCCGCUGUCCCAGCUCCUUGGGCUGAGGCCCCUCCGGCCCAGCGGGGGGAGAGUUGUGUAUUUGCUGCUCUCCCAGGGUCGGGGUCUGGGGGCUCUGCAGGAGCCAGGUGCUGCUGGGACACUAACCCCCAGCGCUGCAGCUGGCUGUGGGCUCAGGAGCUGUGGCUUGUGGGUUGACCCCCCAGCUCAGCAGCGUGUAAAAGCUACAGGGCUUGGGGCUGGCGUGUGCCAUAAGCACAAGUCCCUGUCUGGUUAUAAACAUGCCAGCCCUCUGUAAGGCAGGGAAAGGGUUAAACCCUUCCAGUAACUCCUCCCCAGCUCAUCCCUCUGCACGGGAGGGCAAUGCAGCAGGGUGAAGCAAGGCCCAGAGGCGGCCCCCCCACGCCCUUUUAUGGCAUCAGUCAGCAGCCGCCCAUCAUCUCCUCCCUGCUCCAACCACACUGAUAAGGUGUUUACGGUGGAGGUGCUGUGCAAUGGCCGGAAACAUACUAUUGAGAAGCGCUACAGCGAGUUCCAUGCCCUGCAUAAAAGGAUAAAGAAGAUGUGCAAGGUCCCAGAUUUCCCCCCCAAGCGAGUCCCCAACUGGAUGUCGAAGGUGCAGGAGCAGCGGCGGCAGGGCCUGGAGGUUUACAUUCAGGGCGUCCUGUACUACAACAAGUCGCUGCCUAAGGAACUGCUGGACUUCCUGAAGCUCAGGCACUUUCAGCAGGAUGCCAAGGCCAGCAGCCUGGACCACGGCUUCCUGCUCUCCCACCGGCCGGUUAUGAUCUUCCACAAAGACCCAUAUGUGCUCCCCUCCUCCACAGAGCUGCUGCCAGACAUAGUUCUGAGUGGUGUGUUGCGAGGCUUCUACAGACCAGCAAGCUGCUGCUGGGAGAAGGCAGCCCCACAGUGCUUGGCAGGGCCCCACAUGCUUAGCCAGCAGGGCUCAUGAGGGUAUCCACGACCCAGCCAUUGCUCAGGCUUCACCAGCACCACUGCUGGAGUGGGAGCACUGCUCAGUUGUCCUAUCUACGGAUUGCUCCUGUAUCUUAGUGGCUUUGCCUUCCCCAGCAUGGGGUGAUGGACAAAAGGGGGAGAUGCUGAUGAGCCUGGGGGCUGGUGCCUAACACACAUGGAGAUUGGGCUGGAAGCACUUGUAAUGAACAGGGCAGCUGUGAGGCCAGACUCUAACUGCUCCAGCAGUGCCAUCUCUGGCCACAGCACGUGGAAAUGCUGCAAGCUGCACUAUGGCUGGGAUGGCCAGGCUCCUUGCCAGUGCUUAUGGCUACCCAUAUCUCUGGCUGCAGCUCCUGCCAGGCUGGAUAGAGCCUGGGGGGUGGGGGGUGUGUGUGUGUGUCCUAGACCCCUGCGGGGAAGGGUUGGUCUCCUGCAGGCUAAAGGGAGCUGUGCAGAUGUGUAUAGGCAAUAAAUCACUCAGGUCUGGUUUGGA
Messenger RNA from Mauremys mutica (yellowpond turtle), 1476 nucleotides. It is a transcript of the gene SNX22, whose product is annotated as sorting nexin 22. NCBI's taxonomy places the organism in Eukaryota, Metazoa, Chordata, Testudines, Geoemydidae. The coding region runs from base 436 to 978 and encodes 180 amino acids. Gene Ontology annotation, molecular function: phosphatidylinositol phosphate binding. The transcript is spliced from 6 exons. The record is from RefSeq and is a predicted model, not a curated record.